Messenger RNA from Ectocarpus siliculosus, 1158 nucleotides. NCBI's taxonomy places the organism in Eukaryota, Phaeophyceae, Ectocarpales, Ectocarpaceae. The record is from the annotation of a GenBank genome assembly.
AUGGACGAAUUGAUGGAGGACUUCGUUAACGGAGUCAAGCAAGUCUGGGCGUGGGUUUCGAACCCAUUCGAGCUAUGCUGCUGCCCUGGAGGUCGGGCGGACGACGACGACGACAACGGAAAGGGUGGCGACGAGGAAGGCGACAUCGAUCUGUGGCACAAGGACAACAAUGGGGGAACCACCUGCGUCACCACGCCAGCGGAGGGUCGAGUGGUUGUGCACGGAGGCCUCACGAAGAAGAACGGAAAGACCGGCCGCCUUACCGCCGAGGCGCUGAGAAGUCUCAACCCUGCCGGUCUCUCGGAAUGCGGCGGGCGCCGCCCCGCCGCUAGCCACAGCAGCGGCGAGACCCUCGACAACAGCAGCCAGCACAGCAGCCACAGCAGCAGCAACAACGCGGUCGGUAUUAGAACCAGGAGAAACGGCAGGGGUGACGUCGGUAAGCGCCCCAGUCGCGGGGUUCAGUUCUCUUCUGGCGUUGACGUUAUCGCCGAGUGGGACCGACACUUGGCCAGAGUGAAGCGCGACGACGACGCGGAGGACUGCCGGGGCCGCGCGACGAUCACGCUCGGUGGAGACGACAUCGUGUCCGUGGCGGAGGACCAUGUCACGGGCCCCCGCAGAUCGUUCGCGCAGGCCCCGUGUUCGCUCAGUCGUGCGGCUCGCUUCGCGAUGGGAGACAGCGGCGGCGGCGGUGGCGGCAAUGGCACGAUCGGCCGCGGGGGCAAGGGCGUCGGCCUCAAAGGAGACGGCCAACCGCUGAUGUACGGUAUGAAGGACAUCGUUGCCUCCGGCCGCCGGGGCACCAAGGGUAUCAAGGGCAGCGGCGCCGGGCUCUGGAAAGAGGCGGAGGACGAGGAGGAGGACGAGGCCAUCCCCACUCUGCUCGACAGCGGAUGGAAGAACGGGGGCGGCAGCCGGAGGAGGUCGAGGAGGGCCACCAGGACGAGGAAGAACGCGGGGUACGGCGACGACGGGGACAAAUCGAGCUGUGGCGCCACCUGCCGGGAGGAGGGGAAGCUGGGCAGGGGGUCACCGGACAAUUCUGCGCUUAGGGCGGAGCUGUUCGCCCUCGCCAAGGGCGAGCGCCGGGAGUCCCUUCUGUUCAAGAGGGCGUUCUUGAACGCGGAGGGGGGCAGCGCCUUUUCACGCCAGUAG